AUGGAUGCCACCCUAGGUAUUUUGGACAUCGAUGCGAGAGAGAUCAACGAUGUUGCCCCGCCAAAGCCUCGCGCAGCAUCGACGGGCUUCCCCGCGAGCAAGAAGCGAGUGUCAGCCUUCAAGAAACAGUCACAGGGAAAUCCAUCCACUGCUUCACCUGUUCCCACAUCUGGAAACUCUCCGGCUCAGACAUCAACUCCCAGGAGAGAUGCAAAGGUGGACGAGCGACGAGGGAUUGAUGAAGAGAACAAAGCCGUCCUCGACUCCAUGACGCCCGAAGAGAUUGCACAAGCGCAAAGGGACCUAAUCAGCGGGACAAAUCCCAGACUUCUCCAAAUGCUGUUGAGGCGCGCAAACCUAGACGAGCCGACCGGGCCGUCACCAUUCGAUGUGGCGGCCCCCGAGAGCCUACCAACCCCGAAUCCCCCUGCACCACCACCACCAUCUACGAAACCGCGACAAGUCACGAUCGAGGACGUUCCCGAAGAGAUCCACGAAACCAGACCCAAACCAACUCCCGUAAGCAACAAUAAUAACGUGCUUAAAAAACCCGUCGUCGACUUCGACGAAGACGCCGAGCCACCCGUGCCGCCCCCCAACCUCUUCCCAGUGACCUCUAUCGGUCGGCUCAAACGCGCAGCCCCCAAACCCGCACCACCCACACCCCCAGCCACGGCCACCGCCAUCACCAACGACACAAACAACAACCCCCUCGCCGCCGACAUACCCCACAACACACACUUCCCGCCCGCGCCCACCGUCCCCGACCUCGACCCCUCCGACCCCAACUUCCUCGAAAACAUGCACCAAAAGUUCUUCCCCACCCUCCCCGCGGACCCCUCCAAGCUCGCGUGGAUGGCGCCCCUCCCCACCCCGGACUCGGCCGCCGACCGCGAGUCGCCCUACUACCCGGGGCAGGACUCGCUGCCCGUGUCGGCGCUGCGCUUCGACUUCCGCGGCGCGCUGGUGCCGCCGCGCGCCAGCCGCCUGAUCCCCGUGUCCAAGGGGCUGCACCACCACGGCGAGGCCCCCGAGGCCGCCGGGUACACGGUGCUGGAGCUGGCCCGCCUGGCCCGCUCGGCCGUCGCGUCGCAGCGCUGUCUGGCGUAUCAGACGCUGGGGCGGGUAUUGUAUCGGUUGGGGAAGGGGGAGUGGGGGCAAGGGGUGGGUGGCAGGGGCGGGGAGGAGGAUGAUCUCGCGUUUGGGUUGUGGAGGUGUUUAAAGGAGGGGAGGGUGCUGGAGAGUUUGGAGGAGGAGGCUGGGUUGCCCGAGUGGAAGGGCCAUAUGAGCAGUAAGGCUUAUGCGACGGAGGCGUUGUGGUUGUUUGAGAAGGGCGGGUGGAAGGAAAAGUGGAGGGGGAUGUAG
Chaetomium globosum CBS 148.51 is the source of this 1365-nucleotide messenger RNA. RefSeq lists its product as uncharacterized. NCBI's taxonomy places the organism in Eukaryota, Fungi, Ascomycota, Sordariomycetes, Sordariales, Chaetomiaceae. The transcript has a single exon. Gene Ontology annotation, cellular component: nucleus. The record is from RefSeq and is a predicted model, not a curated record. Gene Ontology annotation, biological process: transcription by RNA polymerase II. Bases 1 to 1365 code for a protein of 454 amino acids.